This is a messenger RNA of Paramecium sonneborni, 764 nucleotides long. Lineage: Eukaryota; Ciliophora; Oligohymenophorea; Peniculida; Parameciidae. The record is from the annotation of a GenBank genome assembly.
AUGGAUUUGAAUAAUCAAAAUACUAAUAGAAUCAGAAGAUUUUAUAUAUUAAUUCAUUAAAAUAGUGCAAACUUAAAAAGAUUUAAUGUUGGAAGAUUAAAAUCUAUCACCUGUUCAGCUGUUUUAUUAAAUUUCAGAAAAAAAAAAUUACAACCUAUAGUUGCUAAUUUCCAGAUUUAUCAUUUGACUUUGUAGAAAACUAGUUUCUUAUAAAAGAUGAAAUAAAAUUUAGUAAUGAAAUCCCUUUAUGACAUUAAAUAAAAGUGGAAUUAUAAUUUGAUCAAUUAAAAGUUGAUAUAAAAUUUUAUGAGAAUUAAAUUUUAUCUCAUUUUACAAAAAUAUAUAAUGUUAAAUAUUUUCAUAAUUAAUAAUUAAAAAUUUAGUUUGGAAACUACUUAUAGUAAUAUAAGAAUUAAUUAAAUGUUUUCAUUAAGAACUUUUAAUUUUAUUAUUGCUUUUAAUAAUCAGAAUAUUAAGACUGUCAUAUAGUUGCCUAACUUGUGAUGGCCCAACUAAUGAAAAUUGUUUAUCUUGUUCUGAAUCUUCUAAAAGAAUCUUCUUAAAUUAAUAUAAAGUGUGUAUUUGCCCAUAUUAUAAAAUUGAUUAAGAUGGAAAUGUUAAACUUAUAAAGAUUCAAAUUAGUUACUUUUUAAAAGUAAUAAAAUACCUAAACAAUAAAGUUUGUAAGGUUAUUUUGAAUGUAAAAUUUUAAAUAAUAUUUUUAGUCCCUCAAUUGUCAAAUAAAAUUUGAUUACAAUUUUUGA